Molecule: messenger RNA, 603 nt
Organism: Leptosia nina
Lineage: Eukaryota; Metazoa; Arthropoda; Insecta; Lepidoptera; Pieridae
Source: the annotation of a GenBank genome assembly
AUGGCCUUGGUGGAGCAUUCAAAAAUUCUUGAAUUUCUCGAGCUUGUUGGUCGUUUAAAGCACAUCAAGCGGACUGGUUGGGUUAUCUGUGAUAUUAAUGACUGUGAAACAAUAGCUGGACAUAUGUAUAGAAUGGGACUUAUGACAUUUCUUUUAACUGAUGAAAAUAACCCUACUAAACUUGACCGUUUUAGAUGUUUACAGAUCGCGUUAGUCCAUGAUUUAGCAGAAUGUAUUGUCGGUGACCUUACUCCCCAUUGCGGUGUACCACCUGAUGAAAAACACAGAAGAGAAGCAGAGGCUAUGAAAAAAAUUGCAGAGCUUACUGGAAUAGCGGGUGAUAAAAUGUUUGACUUGUAUAUGGAAUAUGAAAAUCAAAGUUCACCAGAAGCUAAGUUUGCAAAAGAUCUGGAUAGGUAUGAUAUGAUUCUUCAAGCAUUUGAAUAUGAAAAAAGGGAGAACUCUCCCAAACUCUUGGAAGAGUUCUUCACAGGAACAUAUGGCAAAUUUGACCAUCCAUUCAUUCAAGAUUUGGUUAAAGAACUGUAUAGGCAAAGAGAAGAAUUUGAGAAGAAAACAUUAGUUCAAACUUCCAGUGCUUAA